AUGUACCGCGUCUGGCGUGCUCACAUGGGGGCCGUAGGGGUUUCAGCCGCCCAGUUCUUUCCUUUCUCAACAGGGGGGACAACACCACCCCCGUCAGGUGCACCCCCGGCACGGCUGGGGGUUAUCCAAUUCACAUCGCGAAACAUCAACGACGAAAUGUCGUCAAAAGUUCCUUUAUUCCUUUACUUUCACGUCCCAAACAAUCCGGAUGUUGUGGCAUAUACAGAGCGGCUCAGCGUGCAGGUUGAUGCAGCGAAUCGCCGCCUGCAAAGUAGCGGCAUUUCUGACAAGUACCAGGAGUUUGGCAAAGAUCGAGGCCUUGCUAUAAAAUUGGGGCUUGUCGACUGCCUCCGGGAAGUGGGAUUGACGGAAAAAUUUAGUGUCGACCCGCACAUGUUUCCCAUUGUGUACUUUGUCCGCAACAAGGUGUACGCUGACAAGAUGGUGGGGAUUGUCCCCGAGUCACAGGUAAAGGAGGCGAUUGAUGCGUUUAUUGACUACGCCGUGGAGGAGAGCAAAAAUGAGAUGAGCGGCACGUCCGUUUUUCAAAAGGUGAAGCGUAGCGACGAGGACGAUGAGAACGCCAUGACGUUGUUGAACGUCGCUCACACUCGAUUGAAAAAUAAAGAAAUCCCAAAGGCUCGUGAGCUCUUCAAAAAGGCAUAUGACAUGGCCAUGGCAGAGACGCAAUUGGCGCGUGAAAGGCUGGGGUUUUCAAGGGAAAGGAAGGUGACACAAGAGAUGUGGGAGCGUCUCAAGCGUGAGGGGUGCUAUAACGUGAGUCCACAGGCACUUUGCGGUCUUGCCAUGUGUGCGAUGGCCACGAAAGAAAACGCGGAGGCGCAACGCAUCGUGCAGCGGGUACGCGAGGAGUUUCCUUUUGCCACACGGGAUCUGCGUGAUGUGGCAGAGGCGGUGAAUCGCAUUGAGUUGCUGAUUAUUGCUGACUUUGACGUGGAAAAGGACAAUUAUGUGUCGCUGCUCACAUACGAUGACCUUACACACGACCCGGCUGCGUUGUAUCGCCAGCAUCUCAAGUUGGCCGUGGCACAUUUUGUAGAGAAACGCCACCACAAGGGCAUCGAAGAGUGUUUGCGACUCAUUCGCGCUGAACCAAAGUUACUGCCUGCGCUAAAGGAAGCAGGGGUGGUGCCGCAGGACCUUGUACUUGGCCCACACGCCAAGACGCCUGCAAGACAAGUCAUUCUCGGUAUAUUUGAAGCGCUUGGUAGCUCAAACGAGCAAACCAUCACGGGUCGACAAUUGUUACAGAGAUAUUUAUAA
Messenger RNA from Trypanosoma cruzi, 1284 nucleotides. RefSeq lists its product as uncharacterized. Gene Ontology annotation, molecular function: protein binding. The transcript has a single exon. Bases 1 to 1284 code for a protein of 427 amino acids. The record is from RefSeq and is a predicted model, not a curated record. Lineage: Eukaryota; Euglenozoa; Kinetoplastea; Trypanosomatida; Trypanosomatidae.